AUUCAGGACUUGAGGUCUAAGAAUCUGAAGCUGAAGCAGAGUCUGGGGGAAGCCAUGGAUAAGUUUGAGAUGAUCUUCGGAGAGAAGGUGGAUCUGGAAAACUUUGCUGAGGCUCUACAAGGUUUACAUUUCCUGGAGAAGUACAAGUUUGAGAGCACGAUUGGUCAACAGAUGAAGUUAAUAGAUUAUCUGCAGGCUCUGUAUGAGGAGAACAACAGCAAGAAAAAGAAGUCUGCAAAGAAAGGGAGAAAAUCCUUUAACUUUGGAAAGGUGCAUUUCCCGGCCCUGGAGGAUCUGCAGAAUUCUCUAGAACUGGAACGUAAGAGGAACGUCAAACUGACAGAGCAAAUGGACAAACUAAGACAGGAAAACUACAGCCAAGCUCAAGAAUUGUUGAAUUUAAAAGGCCCUCUGAGAGAGAAAGUUGAUGGGACCCUUACCCCUCAUGAUAAGGCAGCCGUGGCAUGUAGAACUCCUCUGAAGAGUGUCCCUAGUGCCAUCCUGACCCCCCGGGCCCAGCGGUACAACAUAGAGACUCAGGAGAUCCCGCCCCUUAGGAUGCACCACAAUAUCCCACACCGCUUUGUAACGGGACUCAACACCCGAGCCACAAAGUGUGGGGUCUGUCUGGGGAGUGUUCCAUUUGUCAAGAAGGCCUCGAAAUGUCAGGCCUGCCUGAUGACGUGUCACACUAAAUGUACCUCAUCUGCACCAUCAACCUGUGGACUUCCUACAGAUUACAUCCACUACUUUACCUCCAUUAUGAAUAAUGUUGAACGAAACAGCAAAAACUUCACCCUGAAAGAUACCAACCAAAUCAAAAUAAAAGGAUGGCUAAAAGUACCAAGGACUGGGAAGCCAGGGUGGGAGAAGCGGUGGUGUAGCCUGGAGAAUAACAUCCUACUGAUGUAUCGGGAGGAGUCCGAUGCUAACCCUAUAGACACGUUCGAUCUUAAUCCUGCCGAGACUGACGUGACGGUCCACAGCGCCAUCAGCUCCGCGGAGCUCCCAAACACCGCCAGUACAGACCUACCGUACGUCCUGAAGGUAGAACAUGAACCACUCACCACGUGCUGGCCACGAAGGGAGUUGUAUCUUAUGGCAGUCACGUUCCCAGAUAAACAGAAGUGGGUUGCCUCCCUUGAGGCAGCUGUCAGAAGCCUGCAGCGUGUGGAUGCUACAUUCAAACGAACAAAAUUACAAGAGUUCCGUGUACUGGAGUUGAAAGGAGAUCGGAGGCUGGAAUUAAACUGCACUCUUGUUGUUUCCAAUCAUAUGUUGCUGCUAGGAGCAGAUGAAGGUCUGUUUGCUGUAAACAUCCACAAAGGGCAGCAUACCCUGGUGACCAAACUGUGUGGUCUGAAGAACAUCCAUCAUAUGGUGUACGCCUCAGGACUGGGCUGGGUCAUCUGUAUCACAGGUCAGGACCGCCAUGUUGUGUAUAUUCACCGUGAGGCGAUCAAGGCACGGCUGAAUCAGGCGACUGGCGACGAGACGGAACACGUUCCUAACGACAAGAUCCCCUCCCUGGUGGGCUGUACGGUGCUGGAGGUCAAACGCGUGUACGAGAGCCUCUAUCUGGUGGCAGGAUUUGACGACAGAAUCACCGUGAUGAAAUACAACACAGAGCUCAAAGAGUUCUGUAUCAGAAAGGAGUUGAAGACACAGGAACCCUGCAGCUGUAUUUGUCUGGCUGAUGACUUUGCCAUUGUAGGAACAGAGAAGUUCUACAAGUUUACUCUGGAUCACCCCUCUCUCACUGAGUUUGUUGACAAGAGAGAUAACUCUCUGGCCUUUGCUGCCUUUGGAGCAGCCAUUCAUAACAGUUUCCCUCUAGCUGUAGUGGACGUCACACCAGAGGGACUCCCCACCGAAUUCCUACUCUGUUUCCAUGAAUAUGGUUUCUUUGUGGACUGCAAUGGAAAGAGAAGCAGGCCAAAAGACAUGAAGUGGAGUUGUCUCCCUCUAGCAUUUGCAUACAGUGAGCCAUUCCUUUAUGUGGUGUAUUUCAACAGCAUUCAAGCCAUAACUAUUCCUGCCAACAAAAUGCAAACAAGGGGUAAGCAGACCUGCCUGGAUAUCUACUGCCCGCGCUUGCUGGGGAAUUCCAUCAAGACGGGAGGAGUGUACGUGUCUACAAACACUGGUAAUAGUACACAGAUGAUCUGUCUGCAGGGGAACGAUGGCAUCAGUGACAAGGAAAACAGAGCCAGCAAAUCUGAGAGACAGAGGUUUGCCAGCCCCAAGAGAGGGAUCCUGAAGAACACUCAACGUCAGGACUCCAUGACUUCCAUCAGCAGUACCUCCAGCGCUGGAUCUAAUUACUCCACAUCUAGUGCCUACAAUAUUGUCAAAAUGUCAGGGAAAAGUUUAUUUCUUUUUUGUACUUUUGUAAACUUUUUAUUUUGUUUUGAAAGUGUCAAUACUCAGAAAAUUGCCAGUGUUACAUGGGACAAAAGUUCCAACAAGUUUUCUCUGCACAAAGAAGUCGUUUCUGGUUAUGUUGCAUUAGGAGCUUUUCGCGAUGAAAUCAACACAACUGGGUGGUCCUAUCUCAAUGUCUCUACCGUUCAGACAUUCCCUAAUGAGAUCCAGGCUUUCGCUGCAGGCAUUGUGGAGGGUUAUCUGACCAGUUCCUUGAUUGAUAUGACAUGGUAUAACACAGUCAAAGGCUACUGUGAGAAACCUUACAGCAAGUACUGCGAAAAGCUCAGGAACUAUCUACAACAGAACAUGGAGUGGGUCAAAGGUCAGACAGGCAGGAAGCAGGAUUACUGGAAUAUGGUAAAGGCUUUCAUGGUUCAGGUUGAAGGUCUGGAAGCUGGAUACAAAUAUCAACAGUCCGGAGUAAUCCCUGAAAUUACAGGAAAUAUAGAUCCCUUUGGAUUGUACUUUCUGCAAGUGGGAGGUGAUUUAGAAGACUUGGAGGCAGCCCUGGGAAAAGAAGACACAAAAAGAGUGAGGGGGUCUGGGUCGUGUUCUGCUCUCAUUAAGAUGUUACCUGGAAACAAGGACUUGUACGUCAGCCAUGACACGUGGAACUCAUACCAGAGUAUGAUCAGAGUUCUGAAGAAAUACAGCUUUCCUUAUCAGAAAAGUACAGGAGGUACUAUCCCAGGCCACACAAUAACUUUUUCAUCAUACCCCGGGACUCUAAUGUCAGGAGAUGACUAUUACUUGAUAAGCUCAGGGCUGGUAUCAUUGGAGACAACUAUAGGUAACAGUAACCCCGCAUUGUGGCAGUACAUCUCUCCUACAAACUCAGUACUAGAGGGUAUCAGGACCAUGGUCAGUAAUUAUUUAGCCAGCAGUGGAAACUCAUGGGGAGCUGUCUUCACACAGUACAACAGUGGCACCUACAAUAACCAGUGGAUGAUCGUGGAUUACAAGCAGUUUGUGCCUGGUUCAGCUAAUAUGAAAAACCUUCUUUAUGUUGUGGAACAGAUUCCAGGAAUGAUGGCUGCUGAGGAUAAAACAGAUUUAGUACUGAAACAGUCAUACUGGCCAAGUUAUAACAUUCCGUAUUUUCCAUCCAUUUUCAAUAUGAGUGGUGGGAAUGAGCUAGUUAAGAAGUAUGGAGAGUGGUUUUCCUACAAUGGAAGUCCUCGAGCCAAAAUCUUUAAGAGGGAUAACUCCAAAGUCACUGAUCUUAAGUCCAUGAUUAGUUUAAUGAGGUACAAUGAUUAUACCCACGACCCACUGUCUCGCUGUAACUGUACUCCCCCCUACAGUGCGGAGAAUGCCAUCUCUGCCCGCUGUGACCUCAAUCCUGCUGAUGGAAAGUAUCCCUUUGGAGCUCUGGGUCACCGGUCCCAUGGAGGCACAGAUAUGAAGCUGACAAACAGUGCCAUGUUUAAGGACCUACAGUUUGUGGCUAUAAGUGGACCCACAUAUGACCAGCUUCCACCGUUCCAGUGGAGCCUGGUAGACUUCCGAGACACCACCCCACAUAUAGGACAGCCAGACGUGUUCAAAUUUGACCCCAUCAUGUUUGAUGGAACAACAGAUUUCAAACCAUUCCAGAGAUGAAAUGAAUUUAUAUAAUGUGCAGGGUGGGAAUGAACUAUUUUGAACAGCUGUUGCCAUAUUAUUUUCCACUUACUAUACUUUAAUUGUCAGUGACAGCAUGGUGGAAAUAUUCUUUACAUUACCAUUAAAAUGAAAACAAAUACUUUUUCAAGCAACUUGAGCCAAAUUGUAUAUAAACUUGCAAAUAAUACUUACUUUUUCUAAAGCUGGUACAUUUCUUAAUUUGAUUGUUGAUCUCAAUUAUGAUGAUUUCUUAUGUGAUAUUUGUAUAUUUUUAUAAAAGUUAAAACUUGAA
Molecule: messenger RNA, 4324 nt
Organism: Saccostrea cuccullata (small rock oyster)
Lineage: Eukaryota; Metazoa; Mollusca; Bivalvia; Ostreida; Ostreidae
Product: citron Rho-interacting kinase-like
Exons: 28
Biological process (GO): phospholipid catabolic process
Cellular component (GO): extracellular region
Molecular function (GO): glycerophospholipase activity
Source: RefSeq, a predicted model, not a curated record